AUGGGCUUCAUGUUGAGAAAGCCAGAUGAUGCCGUGGGCUCUGCGACGCCUGCCAUCGUCAUCGGCUUGUUCGUUGCUUUCGGUGGUCUUCUAUUCGGCUAUGACACCGGUACCAUCAGCGGCAUCAUGGCCAUGAAGUAUUGGCGGAAGCUCUUCUCCACUGGCUACAUCAAUCCGGAUGAUCACUGGCCCGAUAUCACCUCCUCCCAGUCCUCAAUGAUCGUCUCUCUGCUGUCGGCCGGUACUUUCUUCGGAGCCUUGACCGCUGCCCCCGUUGCCGAUUACUUCGGACGACGCCUCGGCAUGAUCCUUGACUCGGGUGUCUUCUGCUUCGGUGUCAUCCUCCAGACUGCUGCCACUUCCAUCCCUCUCUUUGUGGCUGGCCGAUUCUUUGCCGGUUUCGGUGUCGGUCUCCUCUCUGCAACUAUCCCCCUUUACCAGUCCGAGACCGCUCCCAAGUGGAUCCGUGGUACCAUCGUCGGAGCCUACCAGUUGGCCAUCACCUUGGGCUUGCUGAUCGCUGCCAUCGUGAACAAUGGCACCAAGGACCGUGAGGAUACUGGCUGCUACCGUAUCCCGGUUGCCAUCCAGUUUGCCUGGGCCAUCAUUCUUGUCGUCGGUAUGCUGGUUCUGCCAGAGACCCCUCGGUUCCUCAUCAAGAAGGACAGACACGAGGCUGCGGCCAAGGCUCUGGCGCGCCUCCGUCGUAUUGAUGUCAACGACCGAGCCAUCGUUGAGGAGCUGUCGGAGAUCCAAGCCAACCACGAAUAUGAACUCAGCAUUGGCAAGGCCAGCUACAUCGAGAUCCUUCGCGGCAGUAUUGGUAGACGCCUGGCGACCGGAUGCGGACUCCAGGCCCUGCAGCAGUUGGCCGGUGUCAAUUUCAUCUUCUACUAUGGAACCACCUUCUUCACUGCCUCUGGCAUCAGCAACCCCUUCAUCAUCACUCUGAUCACCAACAUUGUCAAUGUGGUCUCCACCUUCCCCGGUCUGUGGAUGGUCGAGAAGUGGGGUCGCCGUCCCCUGCUGAUGUUCGGGGCCGUCGGCAUGUGCAUUUCGCAACUCAUCGUCGCCAUUGUCGGCAUCGUGGCCAAGUCCGAUGCCGCCAACAAGGUCCUGAUCGCCUUCGUCUGCAUCUACAUCUUCUUCUUCGCUUGCUCGUGGGGCCCCGUCGCCUGGGUUGUGACCGGUGAGCUCUUCCCGCUCAAGGCUCGCGCCAAGUGUCUCUCCAUCACGACCGCCACCAACUGGCUGCUCAACUGGGCCAUCGCCUACGCCACCCCUUACAUGGUCAACGCCGGUCCCGGCAACGCCAACCUGCAGUCCAAGGUGUUCUUCAUCUGGGGCGGCUUCUGCUUCAUUGCCCUCAUCUUCGUGUACACCUGCAUCUAUGAAACCAAGGGUCUCAGCCUGGAGCAGGUCGACGAGCUCUACGCCAAGGUGCCCAAUGCCUGGAACUCCACCAGCUUCGUGCCCUCAGUCCACUACACCGACGUUCGGGAUGUCGCCGAGGGUCACGGCAAGGCCAACCUGUCCGAGCUGGAGAUGGAUGCUCAGGAGAAGCACAAGCUCGAGCACCUGGAGACGGCUUAG
Molecule: messenger RNA, 1593 nt
Organism: Aspergillus clavatus NRRL 1
Lineage: Eukaryota; Fungi; Ascomycota; Eurotiomycetes; Eurotiales; Aspergillaceae
Product: sugar porter family MFS transporter
Exons: 4
Coding region: 1-1593 (530 amino acids)
Biological process (GO): transmembrane transport; carbohydrate transport
Cellular component (GO): membrane
Molecular function (GO): carbohydrate:proton symporter activity
Source: RefSeq, a predicted model, not a curated record